Molecule: messenger RNA, 720 nt
Organism: Verticillium alfalfae VaMs.102
Lineage: Eukaryota; Fungi; Ascomycota; Sordariomycetes; Glomerellales; Plectosphaerellaceae
Exons: 1
Coding region: 1-720 (239 amino acids)
Source: RefSeq, a predicted model, not a curated record
AUGGUCGUUCUCAUCGCCGGCAUCACUGGCUCCCUUGGCCAGCGCCUCGCCCGGACCGCCCUGGACCGCGGCCUCGCCGUCCGUGGUCUCGGCCGCAACCCCGACAAGCUCGACCCCACCAUUGCCGCCUCCCUCGAGUCCUUCGUCCAGUCGGCCUCCCACGAGGACAUCCCCGCCCUCGACAAGGCCGUCGUCGGCGUCGACUCGAUCAUCAACGCCUACUCGCCGAUCGAUGUCCUGAACCUCGACGGCUCCCUCCUCUUGCUGCGCGCCGCCGAGCGCGCCGGCAUCAAGGUCUUCAUCGCCUCCUCAUGGAACAACGACUGGACGCGGAUGAAGUAUGGCGCAUUUGAGCACUAUGAUAUACGCAUCGCCUUUGAGCUUCAGGCUGCCCUGACAAGCACCAUCCGUCCCGUCUAUCUCUUCACCGGCAUCUUCUCCAGCUACAUGCUGACGCCCUUCGGCCCCGGCGCCCCCGCCGUCGGGCCCGAAAAGACCGUCUUCCGCUACUGGGGCGACGUUGGUCUGAAGACGAAGCACCCCUGGGUCACCCAGGAUGAUGCUGCCGCCUACACCAUCGACGUCCUCCUCCAUGGCCAGGUGUGCAGGACGGCCAGGCGCUUCUUCUACAUCCCGUCUGGCGCAGCACCAUCGCCGAAAAUCGCCGAGGCGUACGGGCGCGUCAGCGGGAAGCCCUACGACAUCGAAAAAGGCCGGUAG